UUAAAGAAGAAAUAGACAAGCAUAAAAAAGAAGACGGAAUACCCACUCUUUUUAAUUUCAUUGCCUAAGAGAAAAACAUAUCUAGCUCUAUAUUGUUGCUGCAAAAAUAAAAAAGGAUGUAUCCGCCUUUUUCCAAAAUCUGGUAUAUAAGAGAUCUCGAGCAUUCCAAAACCUAAGAAAGCAACAAGGAAAGCGCAUCCCCACUAAGAAGGAGGCAGCUACCCUCAUUAUUCCCAAAUUAUACAUUAUUUUUUUUUAAUAUAAAAAGAACAUCAAUGAAAAAAGAAGAGAUUUUGUGAAUAAAGAAGUACAACCUAAGGUAGCUUGCUUACUCUUUUCUUCCACGUGAACCACCACCCAAUUUUCUUACUGUCCAGCUCUCUCUAAAAAAGAAGAUAGGAAAUUUUUUAUUUAAAUAAUGAGAGAGAGAGAAGAAAAGCAACGGUAAAGAUAAUAGAAGUAGUUAGCCUAGUUCCCUAUCCCAUUUCUUAAAAACGAAAUAAGCACGAUUUCCAGUCCGAGUAAGGAGCUAAAGUAGGGCUCCGCACCGGGGGCCCAACUCUCAUCAAGUUAGAAAGAAAAAUAGUAGUCCACCUGAGCUCGACCAACGGGAGAGGAAAGAUUUGUCAACCGGGGCAUUCCGGGUUUGUGUACUUAUUCAAUUUCGUGAUUUGUGGCUUAGCGCAACAAAAAAAUAAUAAAAUACAAGUAAGAAAAUGAAAACUUUUUUUUACUUGCCUUACAGACGAGUACGGGAAAUACAAAAGCAAAUAAAUGACAAAGGAAUUGCGUAUAUAAUCGGGCGAGUAAGUGUGCUUAGAUCAAUUAUAAAAUACACGAAUAAGAAGUCCGCACCCAACAAGCAACGCCUUACUCACAUAGGGGUGGUCUUAGACCAGCAGCAAGAAAAGGCGCCCUAAGAAAAUAAGGCGUGCUAACGCGCAACGGUGGUCGUAGAUCAGCUAGCGCUCAAUCCGUUGCUUGUUUGCAUGGGUCACUUCUCCAACUUCGUUUCCUUCCCCCUCCCUAAACGAUCUACCGUAGAUCAAACGGUGAUGAGUAAGGCGACGAGAGUGUGUCAGUGUUCAGGGGAAGGGAUGGCGACAUAUUAACGGAACUUACCCUCGCUCGCUACCCCCUCUACCUCUUACCGCCUACUGGUUAGUCAAUCUCUCUCUCUUGCUCUCUCCUAGGGUAACUGCAAUUACGUACCUUGUCAACUACAGCUCGGUUUGUGGAGGACCGCCCGUCUCUCUCUCUCCUGGUUUGUGUGGCUUAGCUCGCUUCGGUGGGUACACUCCUCUCCGGUCAUAGGGGUGUCUAUGUGUUGUAUCCAACAUACCGGGACGACGUUAACAAGCUUCUUUUUUAAGGGGUUACGACUCAACAAUGAUCCCAUUCCGUCUUGUUACUCUCUCCCCCGAUCGUCGCGCGGGUGGAGUGAGGGGCUCUGGGGUACUACCACGGCACCACCCGAGGCCAUUGAUGGAAAAGACGGACAAAAGUAUGAAGCUCCGGCCAUAUGUAGCGAGCUGAGGUUGGGAGGUAAGCCUCGCUCGUGAGACAUGGCCCAAUUUUACUUUUUGUUUCAUACACAUUAGAAACAGGGGAGUUGGCUGGAGUUGCGCGAAGUCGGCAUGGACUUAUUCGAAAUACUAAACCACUUUUUGAACGCUCAUGGGGGGAUUAUGAAUCACCCGCCGGCUCCAGAACCAGAACCGGGGGCGGCUCACGAGGCGCCCCCGCUAGCGCCAGCACCGGCGGAAGUUCCCCAUGCCCCCCAUCCGAAUUUGGACCCAAAUCCUCUGGAGCAAGAGAUCGGAGGAGAAAGCCUUUUUCAGAUCUAUUCCCGCCUGGUCUUCACUUACAGGGGGAAGACACACUUGCCUUCAUCUGAGUUGCUACUCGAUAAAGCUCGCUCUAUCUUAGAGAUCAAGGGGCAAAGACUCCACAAAAUGGAGGUGCGAAAGCUGCAGGUGGAGGCUGGCUUGAAGGGGGGGCUAAAUUCCUAAAAACUGGGAGGGGGAAUGAGUUUUCGCUGGACACUCUGGGUGAAGUCUUCCAGAGUCUCGAACGUAGGGGCACCGAGAGCUCCUACUUUCAGUCUUUUCGCCAGAAAAGAGAUCGGGGAGACCUUUGACUUUUUCUGGGGACUUUUCCACCGGGGAUAUAGAAAGUCAUUCCUUCUUUUUCCGGUAUGCCGCUCCGCAAGCAAGGAGUGCCACGCACGAGCGGAGCGAAAACAAAGCAAGGGUGGUCUACGAUCAGCUCGACCGCAGGGUGGUCUACGAUCAGGUGGUCGUAGAUCAGGCAAUCAAACUACUGCGCUAGCGCGCCCAGCAAGCAACCAAGCAACGGAUGAGCGCGACGCGCGAGACGUCAGUAUAGGAGCGCGCUAGCGCAACGUUUUCUUGCUGGGGCGCGCUAGCGCGCUCAUGGAGUUGAUUCUUUGGUAAGCAUGCGAAAUCCUUUGAUUGCGUAUUGAAUAUACAUCCAUGUCUUUCUUGUUCACUAGCUAGGACCAAAUUCUCACAUGUCCGUUUCGUUAUUACAACCUUCUUUCUUUAUGUCAAAGACCAGAAGCUACGCGCAAAUUCUCAUUGGAUCUCGGUUGUUCUUAACAGCGAUGGCUAUUCAUUUAAGUCUUCGGGUAGCACCACAAGAUCUUCAACAAGGUGGAAAUUCUCGUAUUCCGUAUGUACAUGUUCCUGCGGCUCGGAUGAGUAUACUUGUAUAUAUCGCAACGGCUAUAAACAGUUUUAUGUUCCUAUUAACAAAACAUCCCCUUUUUCUUCGCUCUUCCGGAACCGGUACAGAAAUGGGUGCUUUUUCUACGUUGUUUACCUUAGUGACUGGGGGGUUUCGGGGAAGACCUAUGUGGGGCACCUUUCGGGUGUGGGAUGCUCGUUUAACCUCUGUAUUCAUCUCGUUCCUUAUUUACCUGGGUGCACUGCGUUUUCAAAAGCUUCCUGUCGAACCGGCUCCUAUUUCAAUCCGUGCUGGACCGAUCGAUAUACCAAUAAUUAAGUCUCCAGUCAACUGGUGGAAUACAUCGCAUCAACCUGGGAGCAUUAGCCAAUCUGGUACAUCAAUACAUGUUCCAAUGCUCAUUCCAAUCUUGUCCAACUUUGCUAACUCCCCCUUCUCAACCCGUAUCUUGUUCGUUCUGGAAACACGUCUUCCUAUUCCAUCUUUUCCCGAAUCUCCUUUAACGGAAGAAAUAGAAGCUCGAGAAGGAAUACCAAAACCUAGUUCACUCGCUGAGAUUGACGGUUCAUGCCGGAAAGGUACGAAGUUGGACUAAUUUGGAAACAUUGGGCAAUUUACUUUAUACCUACUAUUCCGUCUGGUUUUUGGUUCCUAGUCCUAUUUUAUUAGUAGCCAUGAUUGGGGCUAUAG
This is a messenger RNA of Telopea speciosissima, 3399 nucleotides long. RefSeq names its product putative cytochrome c biosynthesis ccmC-like mitochondrial protein. The transcript has a single exon. Gene Ontology annotation, cellular component: plasma membrane. Gene Ontology annotation, molecular function: heme transmembrane transporter activity; heme binding. The coding region runs from base 2534 to 3304 and encodes 256 amino acids. The record is from RefSeq and is a predicted model, not a curated record. Lineage: Eukaryota; Viridiplantae; Streptophyta; Magnoliopsida; Proteales; Proteaceae. Gene Ontology annotation, biological process: cytochrome complex assembly; heme transport.